AGGGCGGCGGAGGCGGGCGCUGGUGCUGGCCGCAGGAUGUGGCUGGGCCCGGAGGAGGUGCUGGUGGCCAACGCGCUGUGGGUGACGGAGCGGGCCAACCCCUUCUUCCUGCUGCAGCGCCGACGGGGGCACGGAAAGGGCGGGGGGCUCACAGGUCUCCUAGUUGGCACUCUGGAUGUAGUUUUGGAUUCCAGCGCCCGCGUGGCCCCGUACCGAAUCCUCCACCAGACCCAGGACUCCCAAAUAUACUGGACCGUUGCCUGCGGUUCUUCCCGUAAGGAGAUCACAAAACACUGGGAAUGGCUGGAGAAUAAUUUGCUACAGACUCUGUCCAUCUUUGAGAAUGAGGAAGACAUUACUACCUUCGUCAAGGGCAAGAUUCAUGGUAUCAUCGCCGAAGAGAACAAGAACCUGCAGCCCCAGGGCGACGAGGAUCCGGGGAAAUUCAAGGAGGCCGAGCUGAAAAUGCGCAAACAGUUUGGAAUGCCGGAGGUGGAGAAGCUGGUCAAUUAUUAUUCCUGCAGCUACUGGAAAGGGCGAGUGCCCAGACAAGGCUGGCUGUACCUGACUGUCAACCACCUCUGCUUCUACUCCUUCCUGUUGGGGAAGGAAGUAACCCUGGUGGUCCAGUGGGUAGAUGUCACUCAGUUGGAGAAGAACGCCACCCUGCUCUUUCCCGAGUGCAUCAAAGUCAGCACCAGGGACGUGGAGCUCUACUUCUCCAUGUUCCUCAACAUCAACGAGACCUUCAAGCUCAUGGAGCAGCUGGCCAACAUUGCCAUGAGGCAGCUGUUGGACAAUGAAGGCUUUUUGGAAGACAAGUCCCUUCCCAAACCCAUCAAGCCUCUCAAAAACAUCUCGGCCCUCAAACGGGACCUGGACGCCCGCGCCAAGAACGAAUACUACCGCGCAACCUUCCGGUUGCCGAAAGACGAGCGCCUGGACGGCCACACGGACUGCACCCUGUGGACCCCGUUCAACAAGAUGCACAUCCCAGGCCAGAUGUUCGUCUCCAACAAUUACAUCUGCUUUGCCAGCAAAGAGGAGGAGGCCUGCCAUCUCAUAAUCCCUCUGAGAGAGGUCACAAUUGUCGAAAAAGCUGACAGUUCCAGUGUUUUGCCCAGUCCCCUGUCUAUUAGCACCAAAAAUAAAAUGACUUUCCUGUUCGCCAACCUAAAGGACCGCGAUUUCUUGGUGCAGAGAAUUUCGGAUUUCUUACAGAAGACAUCGUCUAAAAAACUCAGCAGGAGCAUGAAGGAGAGGAAGGCAAGCGCCACCGACCCGUUGAGUGAGAUUGCAUCUGGUUCUCAGGAGUCUCGCGAGCAGCCCGCCAGCCGUUCUCUUCCCACCAGUCCGUCCUCAGUCCCAAGCAACCCCAUGCUGAACUUCUGCCGGGAGGAGGCACCAACCGCCUCCCAGGGUCUACUCAAACUCUUUCGGAGAAACUCACCCACCGAGUGUCUUGGCCCGAAAGGGGCUAAGGAAAAGAUGAAAGAAGAGUCAUGGAAUAUCCACUUCUUUGAGUACGGCCGCGGGAUGUGCAUGUAUCGGACAGCCAAGACCCGGGAAUUGGUGUUAAAGGGCAUUCCAGAGACCCUGCGUGGAGAGCUGUGGCUCCUGUUCUCAGGAGCCUGGAACGAGAUGGUGACUCACCCAGGCUACUACGGCGAGCUGGUGGAGCGGUCCAUGGGGAAAUACAACCUGGCCACGGAAGAGAUCGAGCGGGACCUCCACCGCUCCAUGCCAGAGCACCCGGCGUUCCAGAACGAGAUGGGGAUCGCAGCCCUCCGCAGGGUGCUGACGGCUUACGCUUUCCGAAACCCCACCAUUGGAUACUGCCAGGCAAUGAACAUCGUGACGUCUGUGCUGUUGCUGUACUGCAACGAGGAAGAAGCGUUCUGGCUCCUGGUGGCACUUUGUGAGCGGAUGCUGCCCGAUUAUUAUAACACCAGGGUGGUAGGAGCAUUAGUGGACCAAGGCAUCUUUGAAGAGCUCACAAGAGACUACCUCCCGCAACUGUCGGAGAAAAUGCAAGACUUAGGCGUGAUUUCCACAAUAUCCCUCUCCUGGUUCCUCACUCUCUUCCUCAGCGUCAUGCCUUUUGAAAGUGCCGUGGUCAUUGUCGACUGCUUCUUUUACGAAGGCAUCAAGCUCAUCUUGCAGGUGUCUCUCGCCAUCCUGGAUGCCAACAUGGAUCCGCUGUUAAACUGUUGCGAUGAAGGCGAGGCCAUGACUGUCCUGGGGAGGUACCUGGAUAACGUGGUUAACAAGCAGAACGUUUCUCCACCUAUUCCACACCUCCACGCCUUGCUCACAAGUGGCAAUGACCCUCCCGUGGAAAUAGACAUCUUUGAAUUGCUGAAAUCCUCCUACGAGAAAUUCAGCAGCCUGAGGGCAGAUGACAUUGAACAGAUGCGAUUUAAGCAGAGGCUGAAAGUUAUCCAGUCCUUGGAGGACACGGCCAAGAGGAGCGUGGUCCGUGCUAUAUCCGGUGACAUCGGUUUCUCAAUGGAAGAACUCGAAGAGCUUUAUAUGGUGUUCAAGGCCAAGCACCUAGCCAGCUGUUACUGGGGCAAUAACCGCACCUCAGCCGUCCGCCGGGACCAGAACCUCCCGUACCUGGAGCAGUACCGCGUCGAUCUGGAGCAGUUCCGGGAACUGUUCGCCAGCCUGACCCCCUGGGCUUGCGGCCUCCACACCCCAGUGCUGGCAGGGCGGAUGUUCCGACUUCUGGACGAGAACAAGGACGCGCUCAUCAACUUCAAAGAGUUUGUCACCGGCAUGAGUGGGAUGUAUCACGGAGACCUGACUGAGAAGCUUAAAAUUCUUUACAAACUACACCUGCCUCCAGCUCUGAGCCCAGAAGAAGCAGAGUCUGCCUUGGAGGCUGCCAGUUAUUUCACAGAGGAUAACUCCACGGAAGUAUCUCCCUUUGUCUCAGAACUGGAUCUCUUCAUGCACUGUGAAUCUCAAGAUCCAACGUCCCUGGAAGAAAGCGAAGGAGCUGGAAAUGGAGACUCAAAGGAAAGAAAAGAGGAGAAGGCCAACAGCCCUCCAGACUACCGGUACUAUCUCCGAAUGUGGGCCAGCGAGAAAGAGUCCAAGAAGGAGACCAUUAAGGAUCUCCCCAAAAUGAGCCAGGAGCAGUUUAUCGAAUUGUGCAAAACCCUGUACAAUAUGUUCAGCGAAGACCCAGUGGAGCAAGAGCUGUAUCACGCCAUCGCCACCGUCGCCAGCCUCCUCCUCCGAAUCGGCGAGGUCGGCAAGAGGUUCUCCAACCGCCCCGUGAAGAGGGCAGAGGAUGCCGGAGCCGGUGACGCUCAGGACGGCGCCGGCCGAGACGAGUCUCCCGUGCCCGAGCAGGGCCCGAACUGUGCUGCGGGGCAGCAACCGCCGCCGGCGGAGCCCACAGCUAAAGAGGGUGGAGCCCCGCAGCCCGGGAAGACCCCGCGGGACCCCCAGAUCGCGGGGGACGGGGCCGGUGGAGACGGCGGGCAGGGCUCCCCCUCGGACGACGAAACCAAAGACGACACGUCCAUGUCUUCCUACUCCGUGGUGAGCACCGGCUCCCUGCAGUGCGAAGACCUCACGGACGACACCGUCCUGGUGGGGUGCGAGGCGGGCGCGGCGGGGGCCCGCUACGGGAGCACCGUCGACAGCGACUGGUCCAUUUCGUUUGAGCAGAUCUUAGCCUCCGUGCUGACGGAGGCGGCCCUGGUCAACUUCUUCGAGAAGAAGGUGGACGUUGGCCUGAAGAUUAAGGAGCAGAAGAAAGUGGAGAGGCAGAUCAGUUCGUCCAGUGACUACGAGCUCUCCUCGGUCUCGGGCUGACUCGCCUAGCGAGUAGUGGCUUUAGGAAGCGAAGGGUAGAAACAGGAAUCCUUAUGGCAUAAGAUGUGGGGGCUGGGGAGAGGACCUUCAUUUUUCCCCCCUCAAUCCACCAGUCAGCAACCAUAGAUUCAGCUGGAAAAGCAAAUAAAAUAAAGGAGAGGGUUUUUUCAAGCGGCUGCCUAAUGUACGCUCCUUCCUGCUUUGGGUAGGAUAGCACGAAAGCUAUUCGAUCUCAGUAGUCCCCAAGGUUCCCACAGUAAUUUAUGCAUGCUUGCCUCUGAUUAUCCUCUGAAAAAAUGAAUAUUAAGUGAGCUGGUUUUGGUGGGGAACAACUGCCGUCUUCUCUGCCCUGCUUUCAUUUUGCCAUAGGAUUCUGCGGGAUCCCAUCCAGCGGCGGUGUCCUUAGCAGCCACUCUAUAAACUAACGCAAGGUGUCUGAAUGUCACAAGGUCCCUGGCCUGGUCGGAAGUGCAGCGUUGUAGGUUUCCAGAUCUAUUGUGGCGUCAAUUGGCAAACUUAGUGCCCUUGCCCUGCGCUUUCUAAAGCAGCUGGUUUCUGUAAGCUACAGUUUCUGCGGGCUGAGAUUUCUACCUAAAGAGCGCGGCUUCUCGGCAUCUUACAAGGGAGCUUUUGUGCAAAAAAAAAAAAAAAUUGGAGCAAGAGCCCAUUAUCCUUAACCCUGUCUUGCUCGGCACCGGGAUUUGGAUUUCUGUUCGUAGCCCCCGAAGUCACUAAUUCCUCAGAUGCCGGGUUAAGGAGAGCGGGUUUGAAGCUAAAAUGCACUUUGAGGUUGAGGACCGGAGAGGAGGUGUAGUGUUCAAAAUGUCUUUAACAGAGCUAGUGAAGGUAGGACAACAGUGGCCCCUGGCUUCGUAUUGUUAUUGUGACUUUAAAUCCAACUUUUCUGUUGUUUCGAUCGCCAUAACCGUUAGCAUUUUUAAAAGGAAGGGAAAAGAAUCGGUUAUUUCCUGACCCAGCUCAUUCGUUCAUUUUUGUUUAUUACAAGUGAAUCCACGAUCAAAGCCUUAAUGUACGUGCUCUAGGAAAAUUGUGAGAGACGGGCUUCUGAACCUUAAAGAGCAAGUGUUACUCUCUCCGGGAACAAAUCCCAGUCAGCGGGGUCGAUCUUCUGAUCAUUUCCAUGGCCACCUGUUGAUCCCUUUCCUCGUCCAACCUGUAAAUAUGGUGCUUUUUCGAGAGAGGCUUCGCCCACCCAAAUGCCUAGAUAGGAAUCUCCGGAUCACCCGUGGAGUACCCAGGCCCGCCACCCCCACCAGACACAGACACACCCGUUUUUUUUGCGUGAAAUAGGAGGGGAAAAGCAGGAUACUUUAUGAGCUGUCACUCAGAGGCUUGAAAACAAUUCGCGUCCUUCACGUCACUGAGCAUGGAGCCAGAGAGACCGCUAUAGCUUGGGUUGGUCCCGUUCAGGUAAGAUGUGGAUUUAGGAGCCUUACUGGGCAAGAUAAAACUAGACCGCCUUAAGGAGGAAUAUCCCGAUCAGGAAACUUCCCUCUCCCCUUCAUUCAGACCCAUUCAUCCCACUGCACGAGCUUCUGCGUUCCAAUAACUCGUGUUCAGCAAGGCGAGUGGGAGGAGAAAGGAGAGAGAUUGUAAUGCACCAGAGAAAUUGGAGAAAUUGCAUCUGAGCCUUGUCGUAUUGCAACGGAAGAUCGGAAAGGCCCGAGUUCUUUGCCGUCCCUAUGUGGUGGUUCCCCUUUUCUGGGGGUCCCCUCUGUAGAGCAUUGGCCAAGCAGUGUUUCCUAACUUUUUGCCGCCUCGGUCUAUGGAGAGCAGCCUCCCUGCUUUUACUAAAUGUUAUGAUAACUUAUUGUGUUGAUUUUUUUUAAGUAAAAUUUAUCUGUGGUUUUACUUCAUGUCUGAUCUGUCGUACUCAAUAAAUAAAUCGGAACACCAUUGGAGACCUUGA
Messenger RNA from Tachyglossus aculeatus (Australian echidna), 5761 nucleotides. RefSeq names its product TBC1 domain family member 9B (gene TBC1D9B). The coding region runs from base 37 to 3831 and encodes 1264 amino acids. NCBI's taxonomy places the organism in Eukaryota, Metazoa, Chordata, Mammalia, Monotremata, Tachyglossidae. The transcript is spliced from 22 exons. Gene Ontology annotation, molecular function: calcium ion binding. The record is from RefSeq and is a predicted model, not a curated record.